Molecule: messenger RNA, 4973 nt
Organism: Hippoglossus stenolepis (Pacific halibut)
Lineage: Eukaryota; Metazoa; Chordata; Actinopteri; Pleuronectiformes; Pleuronectidae
Gene: sox18
Product: SRY-box transcription factor 18
Biological process (GO): lymphangiogenesis; angiogenesis; positive regulation of transcription by RNA polymerase II
Molecular function (GO): DNA-binding transcription factor activity, RNA polymerase II-specific; RNA polymerase II cis-regulatory region sequence-specific DNA binding
Source: RefSeq, a predicted model, not a curated record
AAAGUUUGAGACAGACAGAGACAGAGAGUCGGACGUCCUGAGUGACGGAGGGGAAUCGAGCUCAGGACAAACCGCUGCACCGCACACUCCAAACAAGACGUGUUGUCUUUAGGGGAAGAGAGAGGCUGAGUCACUGGAUCCUUUCAGAGGGAAUAUCCUGAACCACAACCUGUUUGUUUUCUUUCUCUCUCUCCUUCUCCCUCCUCUCACAUCUCGAUGCUGUGCUUUGGGAUUUCUGCUCCUAACCCAUCACAUUCAUCUCCUCAUCUUUGUCAGCUGAAACGCUUUGAGUUACAGUUUUUUUCCAGAACUUUGCAACCCAACAAACUGGGACAGACGUUUGUACAAUUUCACUUGGACUAAGCUGAGUCAAACCCCGGUCUUGGAAUGAAUUUACCGGAGCCCAGGUUGUCUAGAGAGACUGUUCUGUCUCUCGGGGGUCACUGGACGUCCAGAACCCCGAGUCCAACUUCUGAUUCUGAAAUGGGUUUUGAGCGGAACCUGUCCGAGGACUGCGGCUCACCCGAUGGCCUCGGAGCCGGCAGCGUGAGGAGAACAGAACCGAGGAUUUCUCUGACCCCCGGUUCGGGGGGACAGAGCCCGGACCUGACCCAGGCAGGAGGUGUGUCGGUGGGCACGGCCGACGGGAAGGUCGUGGGGGGCGAGCAGAGGAUCCGCAGACCCAUGAAUGCCUUCAUGGUUUGGGCCAAAGAUGAGAGGAAGAGACUGGCGCUGCAGAACCCGGACCUUCACAAUGCUGUGCUCAGCAAGAUGCUCGGUCAGUCAUGGAAGAACCUGAGCGCCACAGACAAGCGUCCGUUUGUGGAGGAAGCAGAACGACUGCGUGUGCAGCACCUGCAGGAUCAUCCCAACUACAAGUACCGGCCGCGUCGGAAGAAGGCCACCAAAAAAUUGAAGAGGAUUGAGCCGGGGCUUCUGCUCCACAGCCUGGCCCAGGGUGGUGCACCAGGCCUGGGGCUGGGACCUGGUAUGAGCUCGCUGGGUGUAGACGGUGUCUCUGGAGGUUCUGCAUAUGGACACCCUCUGGCCCACCCCCACCACCUGCUGCCCUCUCUGGGUCACUUCAGAGACCUGCAGGCCCCGGGACACCUAGAGCUGGAGAGCUAUGGCCUGCCCACCCCAGAGAUGUCCCCUCUGGAUGUUCUGGAGGAUGGAGAGUCUGUGUUUUUCCCCCAACAUAUCCAAGAGGAGGGGGUGAUGGGAGGUUGGAGCGGGUACCACCACCACCACCACCUCCACCAUCCUAACCAGCAUUACAGCCCUCACUACAGCAGCCACCACGGCGCUGUGCACGGUGCAGCGACGCACACUCAGGGCUCCGGGAUGAGCUGUGUGAGUCCUGCUGAGUCCAACCUGAGCUCCAGCAGGUUGAAUCCAUCUCAUGCUUCCUGUCACCACGUCACGCUACGCAGUCCUGGGAAGUGCCCCCCACCUCUGUCCCCCUCCCCUGCAUCCUACCCGCCCUCCAUCAGCCUGUCUGAGCCAAUGAAAUGCCACCAAACCACCCUGAGCUCCGCCCCCGUCGGCUACUUCACUCAACUGUGUGGGAACUCAGUCCAUAACACCGCCCACUUCCCCCCCUCUCACCUGGGGCAGCUGUCCCCUCCUCCUGAGACGUCCCCCUCCUCGGCCUCCGUCCCUCCAACUACUUUUCUUUCUCACGUAGACCCGUCCAACCCAGAGUCCAGCGGACACCUGGGCUCCUCCUCUGCUGACUUCUGGUCUGAGGUGGACAGACACGAAUUCGACCAGUACGUGAAUCUCGGGAGGAAUCGAGACGAGGCCUUCGGACUGGCUGCCGGCUGUGGGGGCGGGUCCAAGGCCGUGGGUGGGCGCAGUAGCAUCGGGAGCAGCAUGAAUAGCAGCGGCAUCAUUAGCAGGGACGUCAGCAGCCUGCUGAGUGUGUGCGAUGACGGCAGCAGCCCCCUGAUCUCGGCUCUGUCGGAUGCCAGCAGCGCUGUUUACUACAGCGCCUGCAUCACUGGAUAAACCUCCUCCUGCGUCACCUCUUCAGUUCGUCUGAGCCGUCGCUCCAUGACGAGCAGAACACGGGGGGGCACUUUCAGCUCAUGUUUUCUCAUAGAGUUUCACUGGGAUUAUAAACGUUAGAUUUGUUCUAAACUAUUCAAAUUAAAUUGUAAAUGAAUCAUUUAGUUGUACAAACAUUUACUGGAGUUCGAGCUACAGGCUAACGUGGCUUAUCUGAGCCAUGACAUCUCCCCAAAGCCAAAGCAUCUCUACUGCCCCCUGGUGGCUGGCUGCAGUUAAGAUCAUAAACCCCUCCUCCUCCAUGUUAGCAGAUGGGACAUGGACCAAACUAAAACAUCCAAGUGGACAUUACAUGUUUGAAGAGAUGUUUCUGUCAUUUCAGGUAGUUCCUAUCACACUGAUGUUUGUUCAAGUGUUUCUGAUCAGUUUGUUUUAAUUAGUUAUUUGAUGAUAUAAAAACAAGCUCAGACCUCAUGAUUGACAGCUGAGACUGACUCCUGAUUGGUCGCCCUAGAUUCUCAUAUCCGAGAUAUUUUGGCUUCAUUGUGGGACAGUGGGAGGAGGCGGAGACGCAUCGUCCGUCUUUAUUUUCACUCGUUCUUUAGAAUAGAUCUUUUCAUCACAGGCUUGUUUGGAGGAUUUGUGACGUAAAGGUUCAGCAGCAGGUUUUAGUUUUUGCUGAUCAGCUGCUACUGUGGAAUAAAAGUACGUUCACAUGAUGCAUUGUUCUAUGUGGAGGAUGAAAUAGUUUUUCUUUAGACACUUAGAUUCUUAUCAAAGACCAAAUACAAGGAAAUAAAGACAUAGUUGAGCUGUGAUGAGUUAUUGAGUUGUGCUACGUCUCUAUGUUAGCACAAUGCCAAUUCGUGUUUAUCAGUAGCUGGUUGCAUUCAGUUAAUCCUGCUGCACGUUCUGGAGGAUUUAGAGAUGGAGGAUAUCAGCUUGCCUCAGUUGAAGUGCCGUUGAGCAGGACCCAAAGCUCGGAGCUGUCUGCACUCUGAACCCUGAGGUGACACUACAGGAACAAAAGGAACAAACUUUAAAUGCCCCGUGCGCACUGAUCACCAGAAGAAUCCACAUCUGUGAUCUCACGUUAUUUUUCAUCUCAGGAGCGGACGAAUAAUCAUCCCGACGUCAUCGAGUCAAAUUCAUCUCAAAUAAAAGGGACCAUGAAGCACAAUGAAGAACAAACUCUGGAGAUGAACAGAGAGGAAAUCAAACCUCGGCCAUGGACCAGAACCAGACCACUGACGUCUCCCACAAACCAUCAGGCUGCUUUACCAGCCGGCUCGGGUUUGUUCUGACCGUGAUUCCCUGUCUAUCUCCGUCCGUGACAGGGCCUCACGUCAAACUCUGAGCCAAGAUCUUUACGUUGAAGUUGCUUUGCUCUUUGGUAACACAAUGUGUUUGUAUUCAUUCAAACAUGAAGCCUCUGGUCUAACAAGCACAUCACUCACAGCAUGAAUUGGAGGCGCUGUGGGAACUUGUGUGGUAAAUUAUGAUCAUUUAGCUUUAAGGUCUUUCUGCUCUUUGUUUCAUUUACAGUAUAAAAGAAAAUGUUGAGGUGUUGAGGCUCAUGGUUUUUGGAGAUGUUGGUUGUUGAUGAAGCAGUUUACUGUUUAGAUGUCGAUGCUGAGGGAGAAACUGAGACUAUGAAUUGUUCUCUUUGCACUGGGUUUAAUGUCUUAUCUGUAUAGAGGGAACUCCACUUAACACAAAUCUAAAGUCCUUAAUGUUAAAUACCUUUUGUACAGAAAGAACUGUGUUGUUGUUUUAUAUAGUUUUAUUUAUCUUAAAGGAAUAGUUGAACAUUUUAGGGAAUAAACUCUUAUGCUUUCAUGCAGAGAUCGAGAUAAGAUCCAAAUCACUCUCAUGUGAGUUCAGUAGGAAAUCUGUGGUAAACAAGUCAGAUACAAGGUGUAAGUGCCAAUUUAAAAGAUGGUGGUGGGUGGGUGAGUCUUUAUGCUAAGCUAAGCUAAGCUAAGCUAAGCUAAGCUAUCUGCCUCCAGCUCAGAUGUUCUCACCUCACUCUCAACAAUGAAUAAGAAAAGUUACCAGAAACUUCUCCUGUAAAGAUGUGAUGGAGCCGUGAGUUUCUCACAUGUGAGUUUGUAUUAUAAUGUAAACUUUGCUUUAGAAAACAAAUGAUUUCUGUUCGAUCUGUGACAUGAACAUGAAACUGCUCCACACCAGUCAUUUUCCUUCAUUACUGGAAGUUAACAUCAGGAUCUGUGGUUUGUGCAGAUAAACCAGUUGUGUCCAGGUCUCUAUGUGUUUAUGUAGCAUCUUUCCUGUAAUGGUUUUGUAUACAGACAGCCUCUUCAAGGAUUUAUCCUGCAUCUGUUCUGCGUUAGUUGUACAGACAAUACUUUUUUUCUACAUGAAACAGUAGAAGAAAAUGGAGCGUUCUGCACAGUGAAACCAGUUCUAUUUACCGCAUCGUUCCUUGUGGCUGAAAACAGAGGAACAUUAGAUUUUUCCAAACAUUUCCUCUGGAGGACCGAGCCGCAGGGCAGCAGCAGUUCAAGCUCGAAGCAUUCAAAAAUAUUUCUACAUCUGCAUUUGACAUUCUUCUCUGUUGACACCAAACAGUCUUGUUUCCAUUUUAAUUGACCGUGACACACAAAGAACAUCAGAGACAGGCGUUUCUGGAGCCGUGCAAUAACUCCCGGCUUUUGGAAAUAAUUAUCAGAAGGAAAAAAAUGAAACACCCAAGAUUUUGGGAUUAAAACAAAGAACAUUUUCUCAGCAGUCGUAUAACGACAAAUUAAAACCAGGAGUUUCCCAGAAGUGUCACUGUGAUUCUUCUAAAUAUGUCUGACAGGGACCAUUUAUAUAUUUCCUCUAUAAGUGUAGAAAAUUGUUUUGUUUUUGUUUGUAUUUGAAAAGUGUGGGUUGGUUGUAAAUGGAUCUGUUUUGUUUCAUAAAGUAUUCCACAGAAUAAACAAUCAAAUAAGUGUCAA